AUGAUGGACACCAGUCGACUCCUGACGGCUCUGCAGCGGGAGUUCCCCGCUCCAAAGAUUGAUCCGGCAUGGGUUCAAGCCUGUGCGGAUGCUCUCGCAGAUGAUGGGCAGGAUCCAUCGUUCGCGAAUGUGCGCGAGCAAUACCUCUUCUCCGACCUCGCCGCCUCGACCCUCCCCUCCUCGCUGAUCCCCGCUGAACCGCACAACAUCGUCCUCUUCCCCACUCCCACCCUCGUUCAACUGCUCAGUAUCACGGAGAUAGGCUACUCUGCUUUCCAGCUGCAGACGAUCCAAGAACAGCGGAAAGAUGUUCUGUCUGGCGUAACGAGGAUCAGGCGGAUGGGGGACGAGGAGGACGAGAAUGGGGAUCUGGAGGAUGAGGGAAAACUGCCGGUGUAUCCAAGAGGAAUGUUGAAGAUGGAAGUGACGGAUGGGGAGCGGUGUUUGAAGGCGAUGGAGUAUAAGCGGCUGGAUGGGAUCAAGUUGGCGGAGACGCCGCUGGGGGCCAAGCUUGUGCUGCACAGAGUCAAGACUCUACGGGCUACUUUACUGCUCGAUCCUGACAAUACUCGUUUCCUCGGGUACGAAGUCAGCCAUCUCGAAGCGGAUCAACCUACCAAGUUUACCAACUCACUCCUCCGUCGAAUGGGCAAGCCAGUCCCAGAAGAUGACGAAGAGGGAGCUCCACCGCCAGACGAAGCCCCCCCGCCUGCGGCACGACGCCGGGCGGAGCCUGCACCUGCAGUAGCACCUCAGCGUCAGGCUGAGCGUCCAGCUCCGGCACGUGCAGCUGCCGCUGCAGCACCGGCUCGGCGCAUCACUAUCCCCCCUCCACCUGCUACGGCCGGCCCGAGUCGCCCUCGUUCUGCCGCGACAUCGGUCGACGUUCCUUCCCCAUACUUCCAAUCCCGCACCCAAGCCACCGCGUCCUCGUCCCGUCCUGCUGCUCGUUCAACUACAGCAGCUACAGCGGCUUCUCCGCGCGUUGUCCAACCGGUGGAGGAUGACGAAGAGGACGAUAUGAUGGAUUAUGACGAGUCCUUCAUGCGGCAGCUCGACGCGGCGGAGGCGAGAGCUACAUCUGCCCGGCCACAACCUCAGGCGAAGCGGAAUCAGGAUCAGUCGAGCGAUUAUGGCCUGGAUGAUAUCGAUGAGGAUAUGCUGGGGCAAUUGGAGGCGGUCGAGAGGGCACAGCAGGAGCGGCACCAGCAGCAGCAGCAAUGGUCUACACGGCACUCAACGGCGGUACCGUCGAGGAACGCAGUGGCGGGAGGGAGAAGAGGAGGCGGUGGAGGGGCAGGGGAGGCACCGUGGAUCAUGGACGAUGAUGACGAUGAUGAGGUGGAGGAAGCGGUAGGAUACUCCAGGUCGAGUAGUACGGUCCGGGCUGCGGCGGCAGGGCGGGUAUCAGCGCCGAGCGGAGGGAGAGGGGCGGCGCCAAAGAAGAAGGCGAAGAAGGGGGUCAGAGAGGAGGAGAAGGAGAAUUGGCCAGAUGUAAUCGAGAUUUCGGACUCGGAGUGA
Dioszegia hungarica is the source of this 1521-nucleotide messenger RNA. RefSeq lists its product as uncharacterized. NCBI's taxonomy places the organism in Eukaryota, Fungi, Basidiomycota, Tremellomycetes, Tremellales, Bulleribasidiaceae. Gene Ontology annotation, biological process: resolution of meiotic recombination intermediates; double-strand break repair via homologous recombination. Bases 1 to 1521 code for a protein of 506 amino acids. The transcript is spliced from 5 exons. Gene Ontology annotation, cellular component: RecQ family helicase-topoisomerase III complex; nuclear body. The record is from RefSeq and is a predicted model, not a curated record.